CUCGAAGGAUGAUCUCCUCCCAAGAGACUGAAAUGAACUUUUAUCAGUUUUUAUUCUGACAUCGAUCCCUUUUGCUUCUCCAGCAGCACGAUCUUUUAUUCAACAAUGAUAUCCCUCAACACGAAGAGGUAUCUGCCACUGCUAUGGGGAAUAUCUAUUUUGUUCUUUAUGGAGUCCAAAAGUGCUUCUAUCCCAGAAACCAGCAGUAUUAGCUCAACUGCUGAACCCAACAAGACAACCAAGCAGCUGAGCACUGCGCAUGUACAUCACAGUGCAACAGAGAUGAGCCUGCAACCAGGAUCUGACACGCAGUGCUGCAGAAUGGAAACUAAAGAGGCACUCAGUAACAUCAGUGGCAGCUCAACAGUUGGCUCGGUUGUCAUGAACACUGAGGCAGCAACUAUAAACAACUCAGGUCUACAACUGCCUGGUGGUUCCACAGAUGCUCCAGCUGUGACCACGGCUGCAAGUAGAGGACAGCGUUCCCACGAUACGACAAUCUCAGAAACAGCAGAACCUACAGAUCUGCCACAGUCACAAACCACUUCUACUGGCAUGAAUGUUUCUCCGGCGGCUCCUUCAACAGCUCCUGUAACAGUAUCUGAAAUAUCUUCAGUAACAGUGGCCGUGUCCUCGUCGAUGUCUACAUACAUCAAUGAGCUUGAUGUUACGACAAAGUCAUAUUCCACCAACUCUUCUGAUUAUUUUACUCAGGCUGCCCAGAACUUCAGCAGCCCCUCAAAUCUUAGUACAACUGCAACGACAACAAACACAUCCUCUGAGGCGUCCGAUGUGCUUAACCCCGACAGUACUUCUUCUCCUGCCAGAAUAAGUGAGAUAUCCACUGUCAGCACUGAGCUCUCCUCUGUGUCACAGCCUGUUUCUGCCACAAGAAGCCUGAUCUCCGCAUCGAACGUUCCUGACACAGCAAGGCCGAGCUCCACCACUGAGUCUCCCACCCCCUCAAUCUCAACAGAUCCUGCUAACUCCACUGCUGUCUCCACCAGUCUUGCAGGAGUCUUGAUCCCUCGAGUGCCGAUUCCAACAACCAAAUCAACUCCUGCAACUACAACAGCAGCUCAUGAAGUCUCAAAGUGCCCACCCAUCACUGAGGUCAAACCCUGCUCUAGCCGUAGAGUGGUGAAUGUCUGCCUCAUCACCAUCGCCUCCCUGGCUCUGUUAGCCACCAUCUUCAUGGUUUCUACCAUUGUCCUCUGCGUCAAGCUCUCAGCAAGGAAGUAUAAGGUCAAGAGACCUCAGAAUGAGACUGAGAUGAUGUGCAUCUCGACCCUGCUGCCUGAUAGGACUAACAACUACACAAGGCAACGCAACCCAGUCGCUAACGGAGUCCUGGUGUUCCCCAAUGGCAGAUAUUACGAUGAGGACGGAGGCGAUGACGUCACUCUCAGCAGCUUCCUUCCAGAUAAUGACCGUUAUAUUUAGAUGGAAUUGUUAUUAUUAUUAUUAUCAUUAUUAUUAUUAUGACCACAUACAAGUGUUCAGAUUGAUUGACCGAUCUGUCAGAUGCAAGUCAUGUGAAAAACAGUUUCUGUUUCCAUCAACACAUGCUUCCCUUUUGAUGUUGGUGGUUUGGCUUCAGUGCACACCCUAUACCUGUGGUGGAAGAGACUUAAAACCACAAACACCCCAGAAACAAAACAGUUGCUGUUUUAUAGAUCAUGAACAUUGAGUGACGUCAGCAUAGAGUUAAGACUUUUUACAUUAUUUUGAACUUGCCUUCUACUAUAGACUUUCCAUCGGUAUGAGGAGGAGAGUGAUCAAAGAGUUGUUUUAUCCUCUGCUGAGCCCUGUUGGUAUUUCACUUAGCAACAGGAGACAGGAAGGCUUGUUUUGUCAAGGGCUUACUGUUCUUCAGUGACACUAUUCAGUUUAUGAGAACUAUUCUGGAAGCUGUGAGCCUCCAUUGUAUGAACGCAGUGUUUUGAUUGAUUGCUACCUUUCUGUGACUUAAUUGUGUAAAGAUGCAGUUUCUGUAUAGCAGUUCUAUAUCUUUUAAAUGAUGGUCUUAUUUAAAAUUCUGGUAAUGCUGUAAAAACUUAUCACCUCUCUAGAAUUAGCUUGAAAGGUUCCUAGAAAGAACUUUAAUAGGCAAAAUACAGACAGUGUCUAAUUAAAUCUGAUGAACCUUUAGUCAGUGUGCAGUAGAUCAGCUAAACAUGAAAAAAUGUGUAAUUGAUUUACAAGAAAGUGCGCAAUCCAGCCCAUAUGGAGAUCUAAAUGGUCUUAUUUUAACACCUGUCAUGCAUUGAAGUGGUGCUUCUAGUUUCACAGCAUCUAUUUUUCUGUGGGUUUAAAUUCAGGGUUAUAAGGAAUUUACAGACAUGUAAAGUAGAAUGGAUUACUGUUUUAAGGGAAAGAGAGAUAAAACCUUGUGCU
This is a messenger RNA of Scomber scombrus (Atlantic mackerel), 2397 nucleotides long. It is a transcript of the gene selplg, whose product is annotated as selectin P ligand. Bases 106 to 1443 code for a protein of 445 amino acids. The transcript has 3 exons. The record is from RefSeq and is a predicted model, not a curated record. Lineage: Eukaryota; Metazoa; Chordata; Actinopteri; Scombriformes; Scombridae.